CCCAGCGCUAAAGCCGUUGGAACGCACCGAGCUAUGCGAAGAGUGGACCCUACGUGCUAACCACACGGCCUACCUACCUAACUCUACCUAUCGCACACGGCAGUCGUCGUCGUCCACUCCACCUCCGCACUCUACUCUUCGGCGCCCCUCCUCACUGAAAGUGCCCUUUCCCAUACUCCAGCACAUCCCCACACCGUGGGGUUAUUUACUAGCCAUGGCAACUCGAAGAAAGAUCCUCAAAGUGAUAAUCCUCGGCGACAGCGGCGUCGGGAAGACCUCGCUCAUGAACCAAUACGUCAACAAGAAGUUCUCGCCAUCAUACAAAGCGACGAUCGGCGCCGACUUCCUGACGAAAGAAGUGAUCCUCGACGACCGCAGCGUCACCCUGACCAUCUGGGAUACAGCGGGCCAGGAGCGCUUCCAAUCGCUCGGGGUAGCGUUCUACCGCGGCGCGGACUGCUGCGUCCUCGUCUACGACGUCAACUCCGCCGCCUCGUUCGAGCACAUCAAUAGCUGGCGCGACGAAUUCCUCAUCCAGGCGUCGCCCCGCGACCCAGAGAGCUUCCCGUUCGUCAUGCUCGCAAACAAGAUCGAUCUCGGCGAGGGAAAGAGACAGGUCCCCCGCAAGCGCGCCCUCGCUUACUGCCAUCAGAAGGGCCAGCUGCCGUACUUUGAGUGCUCUGCGAAGGAGGGCGAGGGCGUCGAACAGGCUUUCGAAGCUAUCGCGAGAAAUGCCCUGGCACAGCAGGAGAGCGAGAUGACGGAUAUCUUGGACGACCCAUUCAUCCCCGGCAUCAUCGAGGAUCGGUCCGGGUGCGCGUGCUGAACGUGGGAGGGAGAGUCGACCGUUCUGGUUCCAUGUAGGUGUGAUGAUACCGUUUC
This is a messenger RNA of Tricharina praecox, 882 nucleotides long. RefSeq names its product ras-like protein Rab7. The transcript is spliced from 5 exons. Gene Ontology annotation, molecular function: GTP binding; GTPase activity. NCBI's taxonomy places the organism in Eukaryota, Fungi, Ascomycota, Pezizomycetes, Pezizales, Pyronemataceae. Bases 215 to 826 code for a protein of 203 amino acids. The record is from RefSeq and is a predicted model, not a curated record.